This is a messenger RNA of Eubalaena glacialis (North Atlantic right whale), 971 nucleotides long. RefSeq names its product basic transcription factor 3 (gene BTF3). The record is from RefSeq and is a predicted model, not a curated record. Gene Ontology annotation, cellular component: cytosol; nascent polypeptide-associated complex. The transcript is spliced from 6 exons. The coding region runs from base 95 to 715 and encodes 206 amino acids. NCBI's taxonomy places the organism in Eukaryota, Metazoa, Chordata, Mammalia, Artiodactyla, Balaenidae.
UCUGGACGCCGGCGUGGGAGGAGGACGGGAACGGGGGCGGGAAGUGCCCGGAAGGAGCGAGACAGGGAGGGACAGGGCUGAGGAGAGGAAGGCGAUGCGACGGACAGGCGCACCCACUCAGGCUGACUCUCGGGGUCGAGGUCGGGCCAGGGGCGGCUGCCCUGGGGGCGAGGCGACGCCGUCUCUUCCUCCACCUCGCGGCGGAACCCGAGGACAGGAGCCUCAGAUGAAAGAAACUAUCAUGAACCAGGAGAAACUCGCCAAACUGCAGGCACAAGUGCGCAUUGGUGGGAAAGGAACGGCUCGCAGAAAGAAGAAGGUGGUUCAUAGAACAGCCACAGCAGACGACAAAAAACUUCAGUUCUCUUUAAAGAAGUUAGGGGUAAACAAUAUCUCUGGUAUUGAAGAGGUGAAUAUGUUCACAAACCAAGGAACAGUGAUCCACUUUAACAACCCUAAAGUUCAGGCAUCUCUGGCAGCAAACACUUUCACCAUUACAGGCCAUGCUGAGACAAAGCAGCUGACAGAAAUGCUACCCAGCAUCUUAAACCAGCUUGGCGCAGACAGUCUGACCAGUUUAAGGAGACUGGCUGAAGCUCUGCCCAAACAAUCUGUGGAUGGAAAAGCACCACUUGCUACUGGAGAGGAUGAUGAUGAUGAAGUUCCAGAUCUUGUGGAGAAUUUUGAUGAGGCUUCCAAGAAUGAAGCAAACUGAAUUGAGUCAACUUCUGAAGAAGAUAAAUCUUGAAGAAGUUACUGGGAGCUGCUAUUUUAUAUUAUGACUGCUUUUUAAAAUUUUGUUUAUGGAUCUGAUAAAAUCUAGAUCUCUAAUAUUUUUAAGCCCAAGCCCCUGGACACUGCAGCUCUUUUCAGUUUUUGCUUAUAUACAAUUCAUUCUUUGCAGCUAAUUAAGCUGAGGAAGCCUGGGAAUAAAGUUUGAAACAAAGAUUAAUAAAGUUCUUUGCUUAGUA